This is a messenger RNA of Phyllostomus hastatus (greater spear-nosed bat), 5697 nucleotides long. It is a transcript of the gene SMAD9, whose product is annotated as SMAD family member 9. Gene Ontology annotation, cellular component: heteromeric SMAD protein complex. The record is from RefSeq and is a predicted model, not a curated record. Lineage: Eukaryota; Metazoa; Chordata; Mammalia; Chiroptera; Phyllostomidae. Gene Ontology annotation, biological process: transforming growth factor beta receptor signaling pathway; cell differentiation; anatomical structure morphogenesis. Gene Ontology annotation, molecular function: I-SMAD binding; DNA-binding transcription factor activity, RNA polymerase II-specific; RNA polymerase II cis-regulatory region sequence-specific DNA binding. The transcript is spliced from 7 exons. Bases 419 to 1711 code for a protein of 430 amino acids.
CUGACUGACGCCGGCUGGGGCCGCUGAUCCGGUCCCCGCCGCCCCGGGCGCGCGCAGCCAGGCCGGGAGUGCACGGCGCGGAGCGGGCUGCGGGGACCCACCGCAGGGCGGGGGACCGCCGGACGGGGCGGGGGGGAUUAGCGCCACUCGGGGACAGUGUGCCGCAGAACGUCAGUGACAGGUGGACGUGGGCCACGCGAGGACAGAGAUUUUUUAAAAGAGCUAGCCAGCCCGCUCCGGGGCUCAGGAGAAGGUGCACCCGCUGCCCAGCCUGAGCCGGUCCCCGCCGGUCCCCGAGGACGAGGAAGACCCGGGACGCCCAUGGAGGGUCACUUGCGGCCUCCGGCCCCGAGGCCCUGCCGGCCGUGAGGGGCGCCCGCCCGGUCCCCGAGUGCCCGGUGCCCGCCCGCCGCCCCCGAUGCACCCCGGCACGCCCAUCAGCUCCCUCUUCUCCUUCACCAGCCCGGCCGUGAAGCGGCUGCUGGGCUGGAAGCAGGGCGAUGAGGAGGAGAAGUGGGCGGAGAAGGCGGUGGACGCGCUGGUGAAGAAGCUGAAGAAGAAGAAGGGGGCCAUGGACGAGCUGGAGCGCGCCCUCAGCUGCCCGGGGCAGCCCAGCAGGUGCGUGACCAUCCCGCGCUCCCUGGACGGGCGGCUGCAGGUGUCCCACCGCAAGGGCCUGCCGCACGUCAUCUACUGCCGCGUGUGGCGCUGGCCCGACCUGCAGUCGCACCACGAGCUGAAGGCGCUCGAGUGCUGCGAGUUCCCCUUCGGCUCCAAGCAGAAGGAGGUGUGCAUCAACCCCUACCACUACCGCCGCGUGGAGACGCCCGUGCUGCCGCCGGUGCUGGUGCCGCGACACAGCGAGUACAACGCGCAGCUGAGCCUGCUGGCCAAGUUCCGCAGCGCCUCCCUGCACAGCGAGCCCCUGCUGCCGCACAACGCCACCUACCCCGACUCCUUCCAGCAGCCGCCCUGCGCCGCGGGCCGGCCCUCGCCCGGGCCGCCGUUCCCGCCGUCGCCGUGCGCCGCCGGCUUCCCGCAGUCCCCCGGGAGCCCCUCGGAGCCCGGCAGCCCCUACCCGCACUCAGACCUGCGGCCCGUCUGCUACGAGGAGCCGCAGCACUGGUGCUCGGUGGCCUACUACGAGCUGAACAGCCGCGUCGGGGAGACCUUCCAGGCCGCCUCGCGCAGCGUGCUGGUCGACGGCUUCACCGACCCGUCCAGCAGCCGGAGCCGCUUCUGCCUGGGGCUGCUGUCCAACGUGAACCGGAACUCCACCAUCGAGAACACCCGGCGGCACAUCGGCAAGGGCGUGCACCUGUACUACGUCGGGGGCGAGGUCUACGCCGAGUGCGUGAGCGACAGCAGCAUCUUCGUGCAGAGCCGGAACUGCAACUACCAGCACGGCUUCCACCCGGCCACCGUCUGCAAGAUCCCCAGCGGCUGCAGCCUCAAGAUCUUCAACAACCAGCUCUUCGCCCAGCUGCUCGCCCAGUCGGUCCACCACGGCUUCGAGGUCGUCUACGAGCUGACCAAGAUGUGCACCAUCCGCAUGAGCUUCGUGAAGGGCUGGGGCGCCGAGUACCACCGCCAGGACGUCACGAGCACGCCCUGCUGGAUCGAGAUCCACCUGCACGGGCCGCUGCAGUGGCUGGACAAGGUGCUGACCCAGAUGGGCUCCCCGCACAACCCCAUCUCCUCCGUGUCGUAACAGUCGCCCCCACCCCGGUCCCGCGGAGCAGACGCCGCCGCAGGCCGCGGCUGGCAGGUGGCCGAGCACGCGUAUCGAUCCUGCGCACAACACGAACUGCUCACCGACUCUGUCACCGUCACCGUUGCUUUGGGGCUUGCUAGUUAACCGGACGCCAGCGCCGCGCGACAGGAAGGGAGGCGCUGCGAGCCUGGGAGACGCGGAGCUGCGUCUGUCUGCGGGCGGAAGCGGAGGGAGGCCGCCGGGUGCGGAGGGAGGCCGCCGGGUCCGCAGGGUGCGGGGUGUUUGCGGGGCGCGGGGCGGGAAGGGCGUGGUGUGUGGGCCGCCGGAGACGCGCCAAGACUGUGCGCGUAGCAGAGGCCAGGUCCCAGCAGCGCUGGAGCAAAGGACGCUUUCAGACAAAGCAAAGCAAUCCAGCUCACGUAAUUUAAAUGACCUCACCUUUAGUGCUAUCCGCGAGAAAAAAAAAAUCAAGCUAAUACAAUCAAUUAAGUAAGAGAAGCCGCAUCAGCUUUAUGUCUGAAGUCGAGAUACUUACAGCUGGGCGAUUGCGCUGAUCUUAACGGUUCGUUUGAAACAGAGUUGAGCUGUGAUCGGAAAAGAGAAACUGUGACGCGUACGGUACGCUGCCUCCUGACCCCCCGCUGCAAACGAGUACAACGGCAAGUCCAGUGUGGCAGGCCAGGAGGGAAAACAGCAUGGAAGGAGGUCGGCUCCCAGACUGCAAGGCGAGACCCGCCUAGUCCCAGAGCCUGUGGCCGCGGUCCCCUCCCCCGUCGGCAAAUGUUCACUGUUCACAGGUCACCGGAUCCAUGGCGAGGCCUCGGGAGAACACCGAGGCCCGCGGCUGGGGCCCCGUUUGUGAAUUCUCUAACUCGCUGUCUCGGCAGGGCGGACUGUCUGCGGCUGGAGUCUGGCAGCCUCUGACAGAGCUGAAGUCUCGUACUGGGAAACACCUUCCCCAGGAGAGCGAUAAUAAUUUUGUGACCUCUGUCAUUGCUGGAGAACAGUGGUACUGAAUAACGGGACAUUUUUUAAAAUGCACAGUAAAACCAUGUUCUUGUUUGCCUUUGGAGCAUAAAGAGGAAGGGUCCCCAAAUGUCCAGGUACUCUCGUCUAGGUAUAUGUAUUAUAAGCUCCACCUACUAAACGUUGUAUUGCUCGGAAAACUACUGCACACCCUCUUAAAAAUGUAUAAUUUAAGAAAGGAAAUUAUACGCCUGUAACAGAUGGUACUUCCGUGAUUCAAGAGGUCUCUUCACUCACACGUUCUGUCCCAGCUCUUCCUGGCGACAGUGCCCGCCUCAGGUGCUUCUCGGCACCUCGCACUGCAGGUACAGAGGAGCGUGUGAGACAGACGGGUGAGCUGCCAGCGUCGCCUCUCUAACGACCAGUGUGCUCUACCAGGGGCUUUCCUGUGCGUGAUAGGCGACACCGCAUUUCCCAGGAAGACUGGGCGGCCUGUUUAGUGCCUAGAAAUCCCCGCAGGUCACUGGUUCGUGUGCUGUGGGCGGCGCACCUGUGCGCCCCAGGUGCAGCGCCAGGGGCUGUGGCGUCUACUGUAAGCGAGGGACAGCCAGCCCUCUGGGGCUCGGGGUCUGACAGGGACCCUGUUUGUGUGGCCGUCUCCAGGUUCCAGAGCUUGCAAAGCAAAGCAAAGCACACCACCUUUCUGCAGCCUAAAGAAUGCCACUGAUUUCUCAGUCACCUCUGUUUGGAAACCGACUUCCCCCCUCUUCCGGGCACGCAGGUAAAGAGUGGAGGCUUCCUUGGAUAAAUGCUGCUUUUCUUCCGUGUCCCCAGCAGCUCUCCCCCUCCCCUUGCGUCUCUUUCCCAACAGCCUUCCACCCCCCUUUUCCUCGGGAGGGGCGAGAACGCGGGGACUCUCCCUCCCACGAGUGCGGUUCUGCAAGAGAGCCGCCGGUUCUCCUGGCGCCCGACCCGGAGCGCAAGCCCACUUUCCGGAUCGAACCCCCCUCCGGCGUUCUCGCACCCCACGGAACUCGGCAGCGCUGGUGGCUCACAAGGGACGUUGUAAAACCUGUGACUCCCACGCAGCGUUGGGAGCCCAGGACAAAACGUCCCCGCACACCUGAGUCACCUGUUUGACAAAUAGAGGACGGAAGCGGUACACGGGCCUGGCCAGCAGCCAGGGUCUCACCAGAAGCCCAGGUUCAGGUCUGCGUCAGGCCCGGAGGGGUUCAAGUUAAGGGAAUGAAUCCUUCAGUCGUCGUGACAAGGUCACGUUUCAGCCUUUUUGAAUGAUUAUUUUUACUGGGAAAAGUUGUCGGACGCUGUAAUGCACUGUUUGGUUUCAGACGUAGAUACGGGCUCAUUUGCAUUCAUUCCCUGAAGGAGACCAUCCGGAAAAAUGUCACCCCCUCCUUCCCCAGGGCAGCUGGCCUCGGGGACAGGCCGAGCCUAGAAGCGCCCCCGUGGCACGGAGCGUGCCCGGGGGACCGUGGCCCAGCGUGCAACCGGGAGUGACAAUGUGGGGCCUGCUCACGAGACCAGAACGUUUACCCCGUGGUUCAGGCGUGGUUAUUUUUUUUUCUUGUAAAAAAGAGAGAGAUGUAAAAAGUGUUAGUUAGAUGAUACUGUAAUACCUGCCAGUGCUUCGGAGCUACAAAGAUGUCGCUGUUCAACACACUGACUUUGUUUUGACUCGAUGUAAGUCAGAAAAAGCUGGGAUACAACGUAGCAUUUAGAAUCCCGUUUCAUUGUCUUCUCGGGACCGGAACACCUCACAGCCACACACGAGCAUUUGAUAAGUAUCACCUGCUACAGUUUUCGUGCCUGCUGACUUUCAUGCGUCCUGAACAUUUGGUGUGUGUGUGUAUCUAGUAAAUAGAGCAAAAUACAACAUGCAUUCCAAAUCUCGUCUUUCCCGGUUAGGAUGUAACAGCCGAACUGUACGGCAAGAUCGGGCAACCCUGGCGUAUGCCGAGGAUCAGUUCAAAUUCAUGGUGAGUGGAACUGUGGUUCUUCCUUUGAGUCAUGUUUCCGAUUGUGACAUCUAGGUAUCGGCUGGCCCUCUGAGGCGCACUUGCACCGUCACCCGACCGUGUAUAAUAAAGAAUACUGCACCUGCGCGUCUCGGCUCGUUUUCCCGGCAAACCUCGCAGUGGGGUGGAGACUUAGGAAGAUCUUCAACCGCCUCGUUCUGAAAAUAGAACGUCUUAAAAGUCCAAUAUGCGCUAGGUAAUGGUUUUAAAAAAAUUAAACAUCUUGGGAUGGCUGGCAUUAAAUGUGGAAUUUGAAGACACCUGGCUGUUACUUCAGAGGGGGUGGCCAUCGGUCGCAGCUCCCGCUCUGAGUGCUGGCAGAUGCCAAGCGGCACUGCGGCGGGCGGGAAAGAACGCACCGCUUGGUUACCGUGAGCACCAAGUGUCGCUGCGUGUCGCCCGUGAGAAAGGGGCCAAAGAAGGCUAGUGCGGAAGAGCUAAGGAAAUCCAGGAAGAUCUCCAAAAAUGUAAAUUCUCCAUUUCCUCUCUUUAAAAUUUCCUUUUGGUCCUAAAAUAAAGGAGGGAAAAUGUAACUGUGUUGUGAAAACUUCGCCUUGGUAUUCACUUGGUCAAGGUAUUCCUUUAAAGAAAGAAAGAAAUGGAGCCUUUUAUUCAAAACAAGUAUUUGGUGGGAUUCCAGCGAAUGAAAGAUCCUCGGGCUCAGCUGGAGGCAGGCAGGGGUCCCGAGAGUCUGGGUUAGGGGUCAGGAUUCGAAGAGCAGACUGCGCAGUUUGCUGUUGGCUGCGUCUCCCCCCGUUCGCGACCCCGUGCUUGCCUCUAGCAUGUGGUGUCGACGUUCCAAACUCUAACAAGUACAGAUUUUUAGUAGAUCAUGGCAUAGACAUAAAACAGCGGUUUUCCACCUUUUUCGUCUCAUGGCACACGUAAGCUAAUUAUUAAACUUUUGCAGCACACCUCCCCAAUUUUUGUUUGUUGAUCUGACAAUAAAUAAAUAAAUAAAUAAAUAAAUAAAUAAGUAAA